CUUGUUUAUGUGUAAAAGAAUUCUAUUUAAUAUGUGUACACACGAAUGUAGGAUAUGUUUCUUUGUAACUUGUAAGAAGGAAGAACCAACAAGAAACCAAACCAAAAUAAAGUUCUCUCUCUCCCUUUGUCGCUCCCAAUUAUGGUGUUUGAUUCAUCAAGUGCAACUAUUUCACUUCUCAGAUCUUAAGCAAAGAUGCUGGAUCCAUCAAAUGUUGCUCCAUAAAAUUGGCCCUUAAUCAGAGAAAAGAGGUAAUGGCAUCAUCACAAGAGAGGGGUGCUUAUAGAGCUAAUUGUUUUGCUCAAGAUUUUAGGAAGCCUAAUUCUUCUGAUCAACCAUCAUCAUUUUCGAAAGAUUUAGAAUCUGAUUGGCCGCAUAGUAGUUCUGUUGAUGAUCAUGAUUUGAAUUCUGAUAGAUCAACAACAGGAAAGAGAUGGUGGCUGAAUGUGAAAACCAACAUGGGGGGAAGAGCAAGUUAUACAUCUCAGCCUCACUCUUCUUGGCGGUCUGAGCAGUGUGCCGUGUAUGGUUUUGUUGAUGAUGAUAUCAAACUUGGGGGAGAUCAAUCUGAUUUUGAUGCUCUUUCAUAUGCCGAAAGCGCCAAUGUAGCCGUAGAUCACCCAUGGUAUGCCUCUCCAACAUGCGUGAAAACCAGCAGCAAUACCAAGAUGUCGAAAACCGAGGCUUCACUGCAUAAUGAUUUUCAUUUAACAGCUAAGAAGAAAGAACAGAAAGAAUUCUGUUUCUCUGAUGGUCAUUUUAUGGACUGUGAUAUUGCUGAUUUUUUGUCCUAUGAACAAUGUAAAACGUCAGCUUCUGAUCUGGAGUCACAUUUGAUGGGAGCAGAGAAAACCGGGCCUUGGUGGCGCACUGCUGGAAAAGACGAGUUGGCUUCCUUGGUUGCUCAAAGGUCAAUUGACCAUAUAGAGAAUUGUGAUCUCCCUCAGCCACAAACUAAACAUAUUAAGCAGAAGCCCAGUGUUGACCUUGACAAAACUCCACUAUCAUCUAUAGACUGGAGAGCCAAGACUGGUUCUCCCAAUAUCAAUAGUUGUACAUCUGGAACUCCCACCUCUGGCUAUUCUUAUCAGGAUUCAAACAUGAAUUUCUGUUCGAGCCAGAGCAAGGAUUCUAGUUCGAGCAGCGAGGAUCGGCAAACAAAUUCUGAGAACAGUAGCGUGUCUGACUUGUUGGAAGCAUUGUGCCACUCCCAAAAAAGAGCAAGGGAGGCCGAAAAAGCAGCGCAACAAGCAUACAGUGAGAAGGAGCACCUUCUGAGCCUCUUUUUCAGACAGGCCUCGCAACUCUUUGCUUACAAGCAAUGGUUUCACAUCCUGCAGCUGGAGAAUCUGUGCCUUCAACUCCAAAACAUAAACCAGCCUUUGUUGAAUCUGAUUCCAGCAUCAUUACCUUCGAUGUCAAUGAAGGAAAUGCAGCUGAAGAAGAAGAGUCAUCGCAGAAAUGGUAACAAAAAAUGUGGGAUUGGAAAAUGUGUUGUUGCUUUUGCUGUGGGUUUAGGCCUUUCUGGUGCUGGUUUGAUUCUUGGUUGGACUUGGACCAUGGGAUGGAUGUUUCCUUCAUUAUAAACUGAUUCAUUCACCAACACCACUCUGAUCGUAUGUUUAUGCUGAUAGCAUUCAUCACAAGUGUAUAUAUAUAAAUAUGAUCUUAAGGUCUUUUCCCCUCCUACUUUUCCAACAUCUGAAGUCGUAUAUAUUAAUCAAGGAAGAAACUGUGUACAAAGAAGUUGACUAUUAGAUAUGUGUAAUAGUAUGUUCCUGAAUUAUCAAAUAAAAUUAGUCAUAUGAUAUAUGUCA
Molecule: messenger RNA, 1817 nt
Organism: Arachis stenosperma
Lineage: Eukaryota; Viridiplantae; Streptophyta; Magnoliopsida; Fabales; Fabaceae
Exons: 3
Coding region: 255-1586 (443 amino acids)
Source: RefSeq, a predicted model, not a curated record